AGCUUAACUAACGAAAUCGGAUCAGAGCUCUACUCUCUCUUUCUGGGUAUUCGUGGGUUUUACCCAGAUUUCGAAAUCGAAUGGCGGAUGAACUGGAAUUGUCGCCGUUGGUUCCACCGUCGCCGAUGGUGGAGCCUUCCGAGAUCGAUCUCGAAGCAGGAGGACCUGGUGAACAAAUUCAGUGCCGAAUCUGCCUUGAAACUGAUGGUAGGGAUUUCAUUGCCCCAUGCAAAUGCAAAGGAACAUCAAAGUAUGUACAUCGUGAUUGCUUGGAUCAUUGGAGAGCUAUAAAGGAAGGUUUUGCGUUUGCGCACUGCACAACUUGUAAGGCUCCAUAUUAUCUGAGAGUUCAUAGUGCUGGAGAUAGGAAAUGGCGGACAUUGAAGUUUCGCUUCUUUGUUACUCGAGACAUUUUAUCCAUAUUUCUUGCUGUUCAGCUUGUGAUUGCUGCAUUGGCCUACAUUGUCUAUUUCAUAGAUAGUUACCAGCAAGCAUGGCUUCGUCAUAUUUGGGGUUUUGAUAGUGAGGUCACGUUUUAUUACAUGUGUGGAGCUUUAUUAUUCUUUGCUCUGCUGGGUCUAUCUGGAUGUGUCAUAACCUGCUACGAUCGAAGAGUUCGCAGUGACUUAGCACAGCCUUGCCGUGAAUUGUGUCUCUGUUGCUGUCAGCCUGGGAUAUGCACAGACUGCCAUCUACCAGGAACUAUUUGUAUGUGGGCAGAUUGCACCGCAUGUACUGAAGGCUGUGCAAGUGCAGUUAGUGAGUGUGGAGGUUGCCUUGGAGGUGCAGGGGAAGCCGGAUUGCCAUUACUCUUCAUAACGGCAUUAGUAAUUCUCGGUUUAUUUACAGUUAUCGGUAUAUUCUAUAGCGUAUUAGUUGCAACCAUGGUUGGACAACGCAUUUGGCAGCGCCAUUACCACAUUCUCGCCAAAAGAAUGCUAACAAAGGAGUAUGUGGUCGAGGAUGUAGAUGGGGAAAUGACGGGUUCAGAAUGGUCUCCCCCGGCUUUACCAACUGAGCAUGUCCAGCAGCUGAAGACACUUGGCCUUCUGUGAAAACUAUAUGGCUUGUGAUUGAAACUAUGGGAGAUUUUUUAACUGCACGCAGGAAAUUCCAUUUGACAAGUGGUGAGAGAGAACUCGCAGUUUAAAGAUUCUGAAUGACGAAAUCUAAUAGAUGUCUUGUAUUUGU
Molecule: messenger RNA, 1191 nt
Organism: Arabidopsis arenosa
Lineage: Eukaryota; Viridiplantae; Streptophyta; Magnoliopsida; Brassicales; Brassicaceae
Source: the annotation of a GenBank genome assembly